ACAUCGACGUCGUCGUCGUGAUAAAAUCAUCGCAAAAAAUGUUAAUUUAAGCUUAUAUACAUUACAUACAGUGCGAAGUAAUGUCGAAUUAAGUGAAAACAGUAGCACACUGGAGGAAGCUAAUAUAAGAAAAAUUCAUUCAAACCACAAACGGCGUUUUAAAAAAAGCAGCGGGUGGUCGACCGUCGGAGGCGUCAACGUUGUGCUUUUCACGUUAUAUUUGCUGCAUUUUGUCAUUCGCUCAGACCACACCGUAAGAUUUCACGGUGUCGGUUUUUUUUUUCUCUCCAAUGUCUAAAACAUCAUUGUUUAAUUAGAAAAAUGUGGAGCGUACGGUGCUCAUUCGACGAUGUACGGUUGUGGUAAUAAUGAGUGUUUUGAAUUUUCGUAUCAUGAUCCAGCGUCGUCGACGUCAAAGCCUGACAAAUCAUGUUACAAUACCCAAGAAACUGACCUAACGUUGAUGAAUAAUGAACCUUUAAUAUGCAGAUGGACUAAAUGCUAUCGUUCUUUUGGUAAUUUGGAUAUGCUUUCCAAUCAUGUAGCCAAAGAACACGCUAAUCCAGGCAAAGGUGGUAUGUUCUAUUGUGGCUGGAGUGACUGCAGUCGAGGAGAUAAAGGGUUUAACGCUAGAUAUAAAAUGCUGGUACAUGUUAGAACUCAUACCAAUGAGAAGCCGCAUCAUUGUUAUCAAUGUAAUAAAAGCUUUAGCAGAGCUGAAAAUUUGAAAAUUCAUUCUAGAUCUCAUACAGGAGAAAAACCUUACGUAUGUACAGUUCCUGGCUGUGGAAAAGCUUAUUCAAAUUCAAGUGAUAGAUUUAAACACUCCAGAACGCAUACAGUUGAUAAACCAUACGCUUGUAAAAUUCCUGGAUGUCCAAAACGAUACACUGAUCCUAGUUCAUUACGAAAACAUGUGAAAACCUACAAACACUACCCAGUUACUAAUGAUAACAACGAUCAAUCAAAAUCUCAGCUAAACGAAGAUGUAAAAUCACCAUCUAUCGACGACAGAAUACAAUUCAUCGCCGAUUCAACGACUGAAUGUAAUGAGAAAAAAUUACACGACGAUACCAGUUCAAAUUCAAAAUUAUCGUCGAUGUUGUCCUAUUUACCUUCUUACCGUUUAAACGAUUUAUAUCUUUGGCAACCUCCAGUCUCAAGAUUACAAUUAUAUAAUCAACCACAAUCGAUAGGCAAUUCUAUUGCAAAAUACGUAGAUAUAGAUGAACCAUUAGAUUUAAGAAUUCAUUGUAACUGAAUUUUAAUGUAUUUAUAAGUGUAUAUUUGGAUUACUUUUUCACAUGUUUUUGAGAUUUUUUUAAAAUAAAAAAUACGUAAAAUAAAUCUUGACAAAUUUAUAAGGA
Planococcus citri (citrus mealybug) is the source of this 1367-nucleotide messenger RNA. Its product is annotated as zinc finger protein GLIS2 homolog. The record is from RefSeq and is a predicted model, not a curated record. NCBI's taxonomy places the organism in Eukaryota, Metazoa, Arthropoda, Insecta, Hemiptera, Pseudococcidae. Gene Ontology annotation, molecular function: RNA polymerase II cis-regulatory region sequence-specific DNA binding; zinc ion binding; DNA-binding transcription factor activity, RNA polymerase II-specific. Gene Ontology annotation, cellular component: nucleus. Gene Ontology annotation, biological process: regulation of transcription by RNA polymerase II. The transcript is spliced from 6 exons. Bases 350 to 1261 code for a protein of 303 amino acids.